Molecule: messenger RNA, 1470 nt
Organism: Bipolaris oryzae ATCC 44560
Lineage: Eukaryota; Fungi; Ascomycota; Dothideomycetes; Pleosporales; Pleosporaceae
Exons: 3
Coding region: 1-1470 (489 amino acids)
Source: RefSeq, a predicted model, not a curated record
AUGGGCGUCUCAAGCGACCUUGCGCAACUGCAAAAGCCUUUGCGUUACCUGCAGGCGCAGUCUCAAAAAAAGCACGAUGAAGUUGCGAGGCUGAAGCGUGAACUUGCUGAAGCUGAAGAAGAAGCGAAAGGCCUCAAGGCCGACUAUCUAAAAACCAUCAUUUACUAUGCUCGGACCGACUGUCUUCAGCUGGCAAACAUGAUGUAUGCGAGGCUUCCUGUCGAAGUACGUGAGAUUGUGUACGAAUAUCUCUGUGUAGACGCCGACCGUCCGAUUCCAGUUGGACCCUACUAUCAUUUCCGUCCAUACAACAAACCCUACGUCUAUCCCGCCGAAGUCGAGAUGGAAUGUAACUCGGAACCCGACAUGCUUGAAAAACUUUCCGUCACGAGGUCAGCAUCCGGUGAACCCGGCAACAGCGCACCAAUAGCACGUAAGUCGUCGGUCAACUGGGGUGAUGAACUGCAAGUAGACCCAGAGCUUGUUAAGCGCGUCUCCCGCUUGGAUAUCGACGAGGACCAAGAAGAGGCGGGAUUAGGUAGCCACUACACCAUUCUCCAAGAUGGCCGAGUCAAAGAGAUGCACACACACAAGCCUCCUAGCGACAUGGUGCUUCCUAGCAGUCAUUUUCUGGACUACAGAUACGUUGGCCGGUUGGUGUCGCAUGAGACGCAAAAGAUGUAUUACUCGCGCAAUACUUUCUCCGUCUGCAACGUUGAGAAUGGUCUUACCAAUUUUCUAGGCCGGCACACUUGCGCCCAUAAGAGGCAGAAGUGGGAUGAAGAGAUUCCUUGGGAUUACUCUCCGAUGCUUGGGAAUAUGACACCAUUCUUUGCAACAGAGCACAUACGUCGUCUGCAGAUCCGGGUCAAGUUUGAGCAUUUCCUCAAGGAUGUUCCAGCGAGGGCAUGUUUACUUGAUGAAUACGCGUACGAGCAGCGCUUCCUGCGCAUGACCUGGCUUCAUCUAGAGCAGCUCACGCACUACCUGGACCUUCGCCCCACGGGCAAGAUAGAGAUUGAAUUCGUCAUCAUGAGCGAACUGCCAGGUGCGGAUGGCAUCGCGGCGCAGAAUGACCGGCAUGAUGUAGUGGUAGAAUGCAACCGUUGGUAUAUCAACUUUUUGCAGUGCAUCCGGAAUAUGGUGUACAGAGCCAUGUACGACCAAAAAGACACUGUGGUCAAAGUCACGCAUUACGAUGCAAGGAAAUGGGUGUUUCCGAGGGACAUUACCGGUGUGUUUGGGCUGACGAAAGAACAGUGGGAGUAUAAAAAAAGCAAGCAGGACGACUACCUCGACUGGGCAGGGGACUUUUUUGUGAUGCGGAAUGUGUUUGGCCAAGCUGGAGUGUCGGAAGACGAGAUGGAAGAGAUGCUCUUGGAGCGAUGGGGCAUGACGUCUUUCUUCCAGAAGGUUGCCACGGAGCCGGUCCGGGAAGGCAGCUUUUGGCCUGUGGUAAACAAGACGUGA